AUGGAGUUUGAAGAUAUUCCUACUAUAAAUGAUAUUCCUGUGCCAGAUGAGGAUGAACAAGUCAAAGAAGAGUUGCAGCGACUAGGUCAACCUGUCUUUAUAAACGGAGAAGAUGACGAUGGUCGACGAGAAAGAUUGAAAAACUUGCUUAACCACGAUAACGGACAAGGUGAACUAAUAGAUGAAGAUGACGAAGAUGAAGAGUUUUACACACCAGGACCAGAAGUGUUAUACAACACACGACUUCGAAUACUUCGCGAUGCACUAAGCAAAGCAUCUGAUCGGCUUAAACUCCAGCGCCAAAUUGUUAAAGAGAAUCCUGAGUUUAUCAAAGUUCUUAAAUUUAGGCGAGAUAUCAAUUCUAAACUAUCUUUGAUUGAAUUGUAUGGAUCGCAGGUCAUUCCAGACAUCACUAGAGCUAUAUCAAGUGUCAAGUUUUCCAACCAAUCAGACUUGAUCGCAUGUGGAUCCUGGGAUGGAUCGAUCCAUGUUUUGAACAGUACAGACUUGAAUCCAGUUACGAAACUUUCUACGGGCCAUAUAGAAAAAGUUGGAUCGCUUGAUUGGAGACCUGAUACUGAGGAGAACAUACUUUUAUCGGGAGGCAACGAUGGUAAUAUACGGAUGUGGGGCAUUAAUGCUAAUACUCCAACUACAAACCCACUUUCAACACUUACAGAAGCACACACGGAUCGAAUUACAAGUACAAUGUUCCAUCCAAUAAAUGAUCUUGCCAUUUCCACAUCUUUUGACCAAACAUGGAAAUUAUGGGAUCUCACAAAACAAACCGAGCUAUAUCAACAAGAAGGACAUUCAAAAGGGAUAUUUUGUGGAUCAGUUCACCCAGAUGGUUCAUUAUUCCUCUCUGGUGGAUUAGAUGGAAUAAUCUACGUAUGGGAUCUACGUUCAGGAAGAGCAUUGAUGCCACUACAAAAACAUAUGCAAGGAAUAUAUGGAUUAGAUUGGUCGCCAAACGGACACGAGUUUGCAAGUGCUUCUGGUGACUGUUCGGUUAAGAUUUGGGAUAUGAGGAAAUUAGACCAUAGCGGUAAAGAGUUGCAUACAAUUCCUGCACACACAAAACUAGUGAGCAAUGUCAAAUUCUUCAGAAAAAGCACAAAAGAUGUACAGACUAAUAAUGGCACAUUCCUCGUCACUAGUUCAUACGAUGGAAUUGUUAAUGUUUGGUCUGCAGAUAAUUGGGUUAAAGUCAACACACUAAAGGGACACGGGGAUAAAGUCAUGAGUUGCGAUAUUGGGGUUAUUGAUGAUCAUUUCACAAUCGUUAGUAGCGGAUGGGACAGAAGUGUCAAAUUGUGGAAAAAUAAUUGA
Molecule: messenger RNA, 1332 nt
Organism: Lodderomyces elongisporus
Lineage: Eukaryota; Fungi; Ascomycota; Pichiomycetes; Serinales; Debaryomycetaceae
Product: U4/U6-U5 snRNP complex subunit
Exons: 1
Coding region: 1-1332 (443 amino acids)
Biological process (GO): mRNA splicing, via spliceosome
Cellular component (GO): U4/U6 x U5 tri-snRNP complex
Molecular function (GO): U4 snRNA binding; protein binding; U6 snRNA binding
Source: RefSeq, a predicted model, not a curated record